Messenger RNA from Trichogramma pretiosum, 1893 nucleotides. It is a transcript of the gene shaker, whose product is annotated as potassium voltage-gated channel protein Shaker. Gene Ontology annotation, molecular function: delayed rectifier potassium channel activity; protein binding. Gene Ontology annotation, biological process: protein homooligomerization; potassium ion transmembrane transport. Gene Ontology annotation, cellular component: membrane; voltage-gated potassium channel complex. The transcript has 9 exons. The record is from RefSeq and is a predicted model, not a curated record. The coding region runs from base 1 to 1650 and encodes 549 amino acids. Lineage: Eukaryota; Metazoa; Arthropoda; Insecta; Hymenoptera; Trichogrammatidae.
AUGUAUAUUACAUAUUUCAUCAAAAUUUCACGGAUAGAUUUCAUAGAAAAAUGGGGGCUGACUCCUGUCUUAAAGCCAAGGCAGGACUUACGCCCCCAACAAAAUACCGCCGAAGAAUUUGGAGAAUUAAGAUCAUUGCCAAAAUUAUUGAGCCAAGACGAUCUUGGGUAUAAUUCCUAUAAGAGAUAUGCUGGUUUAACCCACUUCGAACCAAUACCCCAUGAUCAUGAUUUUUGUGAAAGAGUUGUCAUAAACGUUAGUGGAUUACGGUUUGAAACACAACUAAGAACUCUCAACCAGUUUCCCGAUACGUUAUUAGGGGAUCCAUCUAGAAGAAUAAGAUACUUUGAUCCACUUCGUAAUGAGUACUUCUUUGAUCGUAACCGUCCAUCAUUUGAUGCUAUUCUAUAUUACUAUCAAAGUGGUGGUCGAUUGCGGAGGCCAGUAAAUGUACCCUUAGAUGUCUUCUCUGAAGAAAUCAAAUUUUAUGAGUUGGGAGAAUUGGCAACAAACAAGUUUAGGGAAGAUGAAGGUUUUAUAAAAGAAGAAGAAAAGCCUUUACCAUCUCACGAGUUUCAGAGAAAAGUAUGGUUAUUAUUUGAAUAUCCCGAAAGUUCUCAAGGAGCAAGAGUUGUAGCAAUUAUCUCAGUUUUUGUGAUUCUUCUGUCAAUCGUUAUAUUUUGCUUAGAAACCCUUCCAGAAUUUAAACAUUAUAGAGUAUUCAAUACAACUACAAAUGGCACGAAAAUAGAAGAAGAUGAAGUACCAGAUAUAACCGAUCCAUUUUUUUUAAUUGAAACCAUAUGCAUUAUAUGGUUUACUUUCGAAUUAUCAGUUCGCUUUUUAGCUUGUCCGAACAAACUGAAUUUUUUUCGAGACGUGAUGAAUAUAAUUGAUAUAAUCGCCAUAAUUCCAUAUUUUAUAACAUUAGCUACCGUAGUAGCCGAAGAAGAAGAUACUCUUAAUUUGCCAAAAGCACCCGUUAGUCCUCAAGAUAAAAGUACAAAUCAAGCUAUGUCACUUGCAAUUUUACGUGUCAUCAGAUUAGUCAGAGUCUUCAGGAUUUUCAAACUCUCAAGGCACAGCAAAGGAUUACAAAUCCUUGGAAGAACAUUAAAAGCAUCCAUGAGAGAGUUGGGACUGCUUAUAUUUUUUCUUUUUAUUGGAGUCGUACUUUUUUCUUCAGCAGUUUAUUUUGCUGAAGCUGGGUCGGAGAAUUCUUUUUUCAAAUCUAUUCCAGAUGCUUUUUGGUGGGCUGUAGUAACCAUGACAACUGUUGGAUAUGGUGACAUGACUCCAGUUGGAGUAUGGGGUAAAAUCGUUGGCUCAUUGUGUGCUAUUGCUGGAGUUUUGACAAUCGCCUUACCAGUCCCUGUAAUUGUCUCAAAUUUUAACUACUUUUAUCAUCGAGAAACUGAUCAAGAAGAAAUGCAAUCACAAAACUUCAAUCAUGUAACAAGCUGCCCAUAUCUUCCAGGGGCUUUGAGUCAAAAUUUGAAACGAAAUUCUUAUUCUGAAUCUUCAUCAGAUAUUAUGGAAUUAGAGGAAGGAAUUUUAUUGAAGCGAUCAGGAAUCUUGCGUAAAUCAAACUGUACUUCUUUCAAUAAUAACGUUAAUCUUGGUUGCAUAAGCAUAGAGACUGAUGUUUAAGGUUCACCUUCAGCAAAACAACAGUCUGGAUUUUUAUUAAUUCCAUAAAUAUUCAUUCAGAUUUUUCGAGGUUGUGUCAACUUCUCAGAAAGUACCUGAUAUAGAUUUAAAACAUUCAUGAAAUGGAUUGUGAAAAGAUAUUGGCCAAGUAUCUUGUACCGCAGUGGAUAUGAAUUGAAUACUUCUUUAGAUAUACGCGUCAUGAGCUUUUGCAUGGGAAAUUUUUGCACAAUUUUGUAUUAU